AUGCAUCUACAAAUCUUUAUUGUUCUAGCAAUAUGUAUUGCAGUAAGUUAUACGCAAGCACCAGUUGCUGUUGUAGUUCCUGCAGUAAAAGUCGUUGAGACGACUGUAACAACUACUGUUGAUACUACGACAACAACAGCUGCUGCUGCAGCCGAUGCUCAUGAUGGUAGUAAAGAAGAUGCUGAUAAUAAUAAAGAUUUUGAUCAUAAACAUGACGAUCAUCAUGAACAUGAUGCAACAGUUUCAGUUGAUCUUCAUAAUAUUCUUGAUUUACUCAAACAACAUUUACAUCAAACUGAAGAACGUAUUAUUGCUGAAAUACACAAAGAUCAUAGUUCAACACCAGCAUCAAAAGAAUCCUAUCGUACAGCUGAUCGUAAAGCUAAAAAAGAUGAUAAGAAAAAGAAAGAUAAAAAGAAAUCAAAUGGUAAACAUGAUGAUGAUGAUAAAGAUGAUUAA
This is a messenger RNA of Adineta steineri, 459 nucleotides long. The record is from the annotation of a GenBank genome assembly. Lineage: Eukaryota; Metazoa; Rotifera; Eurotatoria; Adinetida; Adinetidae.